Lactuca virosa is the source of this 399-nucleotide messenger RNA. The record is from the annotation of a GenBank genome assembly. NCBI's taxonomy places the organism in Eukaryota, Viridiplantae, Streptophyta, Magnoliopsida, Asterales, Asteraceae.
AUGUUGAAAUUAUACCUCCAUGAUUGUUGCUCACUAUGGAUUCAUACAUAUUCCAUACAAAAAGCCUUCCUGAAGGCGGCCACCACUGUCCGCUCACAUAUUUUCCACAAUUCCGAUGAUGAAUCAGAAGGAGAUUGCAUCAAUGAUCCAUGGCCUGGAAACGAAUCUGAAGGUGAUAGACUCAUUGGAAUCACAACCGAGGCUGAUCCUCCGAGCGCUUGUGCUCUAAAGAAAGGCAGUGAGUUGCCGGAGGUGAUAGGAGAUGAGGUUGUUACCGCCGGUAGGGAGGGUAUACCAGAUCAAAGCAAUAUAUUUUACUUUGUAAUUUGCACUUCAGUCCCUGCAACUGUCAUUGGUAUCCUAGACAAGGUCCCAAGUCCUAUAUGGAAGCUGCGGUAA